Racocetra persica is the source of this 140-nucleotide messenger RNA. Lineage: Eukaryota; Fungi; Glomeromycota; Glomeromycetes; Diversisporales; Gigasporaceae. The record is from the annotation of a GenBank genome assembly.
UCCUAACCAACAAAUUCUUGAAUUAAAAGGAACAAAUUUCUUAUUAAAAAUCGAAACUUUACCGCAACCAAAACAUGCGAGAGUUUUCUUUAUAGAUAAAGAUACCGAAGAAGAAUGUGAAGUUCCGGAGGAAAUUAAAU